GACCAUAUUUUCAAUGUGCUUGCUAUAAAGUAAAAAAAAAAAAAAUGUUCAAGCCUAUCCGAGAAUCGGUGUUCUUUAAUGAUCCGUGCCGGAGCCAAACUCCUCAGUCCCGUCGACAGAGAACACUACGGCACUAGUUAGAAGCCACGAAGCAGCAGUUCGUAUCGGAUGGACUUCGCCAGGAAGCCCAUACAAUCUGCAGGAAGAAUGGCCUUCCGAAUUGCGCGGAGCAGGAGCAAGAGUACUGCUCCUGAGAAAAUCACGUCUUCUUCCUCCGAGGAUCUUAUGAGAAUGGAACAGCAGCAUGGUGCUCACAACUACCAUCCAAUUCCUAUGGUAUUUUCUCAAGCUAAGGGCACUUUUAUAUGGGAUCCUGAAGGAAACAAGUACAUUGAUUUUCUCUCAGCAUACUCAGCCGUUAAUCAGGGACAUUGCCAUCCAAAAGUUAUGAAGGCCCUAGUGGAACAGGCUCAAAGGCUCACUCUCAGUUCAAGGGCAUUUUAUAAUGAUAAAUUUCCAAUCUUUGCGGAGUACGUGACUAGUCUAUUUGGAUACGAUAUGGUGCUGCCUAUGAAUACUGGUGCUGAAGGUGUGGAAACUGCCUUAAAGUUGGCACGGAAAUGGGGUUAUGAAAAGAAAAAAAUUCCCAAAGAUGAGGCUAUCAUAGUCUCCUGUUGUGGAUGCUUUCAUGGUCGGACAUUGGGUGCAAUAUCAAUGAGCUGUGACAAUGAUGCAACUCGUGGUUUUGGUCCCUUGGUUCCUGGUCAGCUGAAGGUUGAUUUCGGUGAUGCCAAUGCUCUGGAGAAAGCAUUUAAAGAGCAUGGAGAUCGGAUAUGUGGAUUUUUGUUUGAACCCAUUCAAGGUGAAGCGGGAGUUAUACUUCCACCAGAUGGAUAUUUAAAGGCCGUGAGGGAUCUCUGUUCUAGUUACAACAUUUUAAUGAUUGCUGAUGAAAUACAAACCGGCGUUGCCCGCACCGGAAAAAUGCUUGCUUGCGACUGGGAAAACAUUCGGCCUGAUGUUGUGAUCUUAGGGAAGGCAUUGGGUGCUGGAGUGGUACCUGUUAGUGCUGUUCUUUCUGACAAGGAUGUCAUGCUUUGCAUCAGACCCGGAGAACAUGGAAGCACAUUUGGUGGAAAUCCUUUAUCAAGUGCUGUUGCAAUCGCUGCAUUGGAAGUUAUUGUUGAAGAAGGGCUUAUAGAAAGGGCUGCUGCUCUGGGUUACGAAUUUAGGAGUCAGUUAGUGAAGGUUCAGCAGCAAUUUCCCCAAAUUAUAAAUGAAGUUCGAGGGAGAGGCCUACUCAAUGCAGUAGACCUUACGAGCGAAGCCCUUUCUCCAGUAUCUGCUUAUGACUUAUGCCUUAAACUGAAGGAAAGAGGCAUCCUUGCCAAGCCUACGCAUGACACAAUAAUUCGUCUCGCUCCUCCACUCUGUAUAAGUCAUGAACAGCUUAGUGAAGCAUCAAAGGCUUUGAAAGAUGUCCUGGAGAUUGAUCUGCCGAAGAUGCGGAAGCAAAAGCUGAAUGGCGAUGCACCAACUCCUAAGCAAGCUUGUGACAGAUGCAGGCGUGUGAGGUAAGUUUCCUGCAACGAACACGGAGUUUAUGAAAAUGAUGAGCAGUCAAAUUAUUUAGUACAAAACAAAGUCUCAGGCAGUUCCUUUGUAGAAUGUAGAUUCUUUCUCUAUGGAGCUCACCAAAGGUUAUUGAGAACUAGCAUUUGUAGCGCAUGGAAAACAGUCAUUAAAGCUUUCUUAUAUGUUCAGAUUGUAGCAUUGGCAUUUUAUAGAAGUCUGUCGUGUUCUUGAGUUGAAAGAUUAUCAUAAUUGUGCACACAACAAUCAGAAUCAUUUCAGGGUGUUGAAUUUAACCAUAAAUA
Dendrobium catenatum is the source of this 1877-nucleotide messenger RNA. Its product is annotated as ornithine aminotransferase, mitochondrial. Gene Ontology annotation, molecular function: pyridoxal phosphate binding; identical protein binding; L-ornithine transaminase activity. NCBI's taxonomy places the organism in Eukaryota, Viridiplantae, Streptophyta, Magnoliopsida, Asparagales, Orchidaceae. The transcript has 11 exons. Bases 169 to 1578 code for a protein of 469 amino acids. Gene Ontology annotation, cellular component: cytoplasm. The record is from RefSeq and is a predicted model, not a curated record.